This is a messenger RNA of Melopsittacus undulatus (budgerigar), 1380 nucleotides long. It is a transcript of the gene GABRG3, whose product is annotated as gamma-aminobutyric acid type A receptor subunit gamma3. Gene Ontology annotation, molecular function: benzodiazepine receptor activity; GABA-A receptor activity; inhibitory extracellular ligand-gated monoatomic ion channel activity. The coding region runs from base 1 to 1380 and encodes 459 amino acids. Gene Ontology annotation, cellular component: GABA-A receptor complex; dendrite membrane; plasma membrane. Gene Ontology annotation, biological process: signal transduction; synaptic transmission, GABAergic; nervous system process. The transcript is spliced from 10 exons. Lineage: Eukaryota; Metazoa; Chordata; Aves; Psittaciformes; Psittaculidae. The record is from RefSeq and is a predicted model, not a curated record.
AUGUCCGCUAAACCCGCUAAGCUCCUGCCGGUUUUCUUCCUCCUCUCAGUGUUUCACGCUUGUUCUAGAAAGGUUGAAGAGGAUGAAUAUGAAGAUGGAACAACUAACCAAAAAUGGGUUUUAGCUCCAAAAACACAAGACACAGAUGUGACUCUCAUACUAAACAAGCUGUUGCGAGAGUAUGACAAAAAGCUGCGUCCAGAUAUUGGAAUAAAACCAACAGUUAUUGAUGUUGACAUUUAUGUCAACAGCAUUGGUCCUGUAUCAUCAAUAAAUAUGGAAUAUCAAAUUGAUAUAUUUUUUGCCCAGACGUGGACAGAUAGCCGUCUUCGCUUCAACAGCACCAUGAAAAUACUGACUCUGAACAGCAACAUGGUUGGCUUGAUUUGGAUCCCAGACACAAUAUUUCGAAACUCAAAGACGGCAGAAGCUCACUGGAUCACCACCCCCAACCAACUCCUCCGCAUAUGGAAUGAUGGCAAGAUCUUGUACACUCUCAGGCUUACCAUCAAUGCCGAGUGCCAGCUGCAGCUUCACAACUUCCCAAUGGAUGAACACUCCUGCCCUCUGAUAUUCUCUAGCUACGGCUACCCUAAAGAGGAAAUGAUAUACAGAUGGAGGAAAAAUUCUGUGGAGGCUGCUGACCAGAAAUCUUGGAGACUCUAUCAGUUUGACUUUAUGGGUCUCAGAAACACUUCAGAAAUUGUGAAAACCUCUGCAGGUGACUAUGUAGUCAUGACUAUAUACUUCGACUUAAGUAGAAGAAUGGGAUACUUCACUAUUCAAACAUACAUUCCCUGUAUAUUAACAGUUGUUCUUUCCUGGGUAUCCUUUUGGAUUAAAAAAGAUGCCACACCAGCAAGAACGGCAUUAGGCAUCACAACUGUAUUGACCAUGACAACUUUGAGCACCAUUGCAAGAAAGUCACUACCCCGUGUGUCCUAUGUCACCGCUAUGGAUUUGUUUGUCACUGUAUGCUUUCUAUUUGUCUUUGCUGCUCUGAUGGAGUAUGCAGCCCUCAACUACUACUCAAGCUGCAGGAAACCAAACUGUACUAAGAAGAAAAAGUCGCUACCUGAUGUCAGUUUUGGGCAUGUGAUGAAUUAUUCUGUACUUGAUAUGAGACCACCAACUACAGUCAUCACAUUGAACAAUGCCAUGUAUUGGCAAGAAUUUGAAGAUGCGUGUGUCUAUGAAUGUCUGGAUGGGAAAGACUGCCAGAGCUUUUUCUGUUGUUACGAAGAGUGUAAAUCAGGCUCAUGGAGGAGAGGACGGAUUCACAUAGACAUCUUAGAACUGGACUCUUACUCUAGGGUCUUUUUUCCUACAUCCUUCCUGCUGUUUAACUUGGUCUACUGGGUUGGAUACCUCUAUCUUUAA